AACCUUCUUUUGAACGUAGCUUUGCCACGUGUAUGUAUCGUUCUUAGAUUUUAAAAUAAAGAUAAAAAUCGUAUUUCAUCAAAUAUUUAGUUAUUACUUUUUAUGUAUUUAUAAUCAAAAUGCCUCCUAAAUUUGAUCCUAAUGAAAUUAAGAAAGUUUAUUUGCGAUGCGUUGGAGGUGAAGUAGGAGCAACUUCAUCUUUAGCUCCGAAAAUUGGCCCUCUUGGUUUGUCUCCAAAAAAAGUUGGUGAUGAUAUUGCUAAAGCUACCAGUGAUUGGAAGGGUUUAAAAAUUACUGUACAAUUGACAAUUCAGAACAGACAAGCUACAAUUUCAGUAGUUCCAUCUGCUGCAUCAUUAAUUAUUAAAUCAUUGAAAGAACCUCCAAGAGAUCGCAAAAGGCAGAAAAAUAUCAAGCACAAUGGAAAUUUAUCAUUUGAUGAUAUUGUUUCUAUUGCUCGAUCAAUGAGACCAAGAUCUAUGUCAAAAUAUCUUAGUGGUACUGUUAAGGAAAUAUUAGGAACUUGUCAAUCAGUUGGAUGUACAGUUGAAGGUAGACCACCACGAGAUCUCAUUGAAGAGAUUAAUGGUGGAAAACUUCAAGUACCAGAUGAGUAAUAUGAUUUUUCAUAAGGAGUAAAAAUAAAACAUUUUUAAUAUUAAA
Molecule: messenger RNA, 663 nt
Organism: Apis laboriosa (Himalayan honeybee)
Lineage: Eukaryota; Metazoa; Arthropoda; Insecta; Hymenoptera; Apidae
Gene: RpL12
Product: 60S ribosomal protein L12
Exons: 4
Coding region: 120-617 (165 amino acids)
Biological process (GO): translation
Cellular component (GO): cytosolic large ribosomal subunit; ribosome
Molecular function (GO): large ribosomal subunit rRNA binding; structural constituent of ribosome
Source: RefSeq, a predicted model, not a curated record